GUUCAAAUAUUUUUCUAUUGUUGGACGCAAAUUUAUGGCUAUUGGAAAUUGAAUAUAAGCGCCUGUUGUCAAUUGCGCGAUAACUUGUUUCAGCAUGAUAAAUUGCAGAAAACUAAGAUUUUUCCAGUGAUGCUACUAUAACCAUAAACACAAUGUGAUAUAGUAUGUACGUGUAUGAUUAACACAAAAAAUGAUUAACAAGAAGAGAUAAAAACACCAACACCACCCCCGUCACCCCCAACAAACAAACACACACACGUAAAUCGAGUGAAACAGUGAUACAGAAAUAAAUAUUCAUCCUGGAUAAAAAUUCAAUCAAAUCGAAUCAAAUCAGAGCAGAUCAAAUCAUAUCACAUCGAAUCGAGUGAAUUAGCGCAUGUCUAAUCAAGGUAUACAUAUAUAAAUACAUUCGCUAUUCAUGUUUGACAAAACACAAUUCACUGACUAACUAACUAAUUGACCAGUUGACAGAAAUUAAAACAAAAUAUAUGGAAAAAUAAAGACGUGAAGACAAGCUACUUUGUUAUCCAUUGUCAGUCUAAUCAACAUUAGAUUACAAUCGUCGUUAUUUGCUAUCGUCAACAUUAUUAUUAUUAUUAUCAUUAUCUAUUGUAAGACAAAUUCAGCAGUCUAUCUGUUCAAUAGAAAUGCAAAUCAAAAAACCACGUAAAAGUCAACAACAGAAUGUCAAUAGUGAAUCGCUAAACGCAUCAACUGGUACUCUCUACUCACUGAUAUCAGCGACACCGAAUUGGACUAGAGAUGCAGUACUCGGUGAGCAUUUAUGGAAUGAUACAACAUCAACUGACACUUGUUAUGUCGAUGAAUCAGAGUGUUGCAAAUCUGGAGCCAAACGAAAGUGUUCCGCUUGUCAGAUUAUUUGUCAUGUGAAUUGUCUUCCAUUGAUUCAGGUGCCUUGUAAACCAACUUUUCGUGAAGCCUAUAUUCGUGACUAUCGUACAGAGAAGACAAAUACAAAACAUCAUUGGAUUAAACGUAAACGUCAAGAUAAUAAAUGUAAACAUUGUGGUAAAUCUAUGCAAUCAAUAUUGGGAUUUUCCUCAAAAGAAUACAUGACAAUUCAGUGUGCAUGGUGUAAAAUAGGCUAUCAUAAUAAGUCUUCGUGUUUUCAUGAAUCUUUACUAUCGUCUGAACCAUGUUCAUUGGGACCACAUUCAGAUCUGAUUGUUCCACCUGAUUGGAUUAUCAAGCUUAGUGAAGGAAAUAAUUUCAAAUCAUCAUCGUCAAUACGUCGAUCGAGUAGUUUUGUAGCAGCAUCAUCUCACUCGCCACAUGAACAUACUAUCAGUAUCCCACAGAUACGUUCAUCAACAUCACGUCCAGAAAAUCUUGACUAUUCAUCUAGUCAAAUUGUUAACAGUCUAUCAGAUCAUAUUACAUCAUCGAUAAGAAUUAAUGAAAAUGGUCAACCAUCUGUAAAAGAUAAUCAUCAUAUGAAUCAUUGUAAUGAUAUUGCGAAAAUCUCUUUUGUUAUCAAAUCGAAUCCAACAAAUGCUGGUAAUCUUAAACCAUUGUUAGUAUUUCUUAAUCCAAAAUCCGGUGGAAAUCAAGCUGUAAUGCUGUUGAAAAAAUUCCAGUGGUUAUUAAAUCCACGUCAAGUAUUUGAUUUAUCACAAGGUGGACCAAAACUUGGCUUGGAAUUAUUCAAUCAUGUCCCGAAUCUACGGAUACUGGUAUGCGGUGGCGAUGGUUCAGUCGGCUGGAUAUUUUCUACAAUCGAUUCUAUGACGUUUAGUACAAUUCCACCAGUUGCUGUUUUACCAUUAGGCACAGGAAAUGAUUUGGCUAGAGCUUUGAAUUGGGGUUCAGGUUACAUAGACGAGUCAAUAUCGAAGAUAUUAACUUCAGUUAACGAAGGUCGAAUUAUUGCAUUAGACAGAUGGCAAGUGAAUUGUGAACCACGUACAGAUCUCCAGACAGUUCAACAAACAGUACCUGAUGCUGAAGAUGAUGACAGUGGUAAAAUACGACCCAUCUCUGAUAGUUUACCAUUGAAAAUUUUUAAUAAUUAUUUUUCACUUGGUGCAGAUGCAGCAACAGCACUGGAAUUUCAUGAAUCUAGAGAAGCUAAUCCCGAAAAAUUCAAUAGUCGUUUGAAGAAUAAACUCUUCUAUGCUGGAUGUGGUGGAAAAGACUUACUUCUUCGAAGUUGGCGUGACCUGUCUGAACACAUCACACUAAUGUGUGACGACGAAGAUUUAACGCCACUUAUUCGUAGUUUAAAACCUCAUUGUAUUUUGUUUCUUAAUAUUCCAAGAUAUGGAUCGGGUACAUUGCCUUGGGGUAAUCCUGCUGCAGAAUUUCAACCUCAAAGAAUUGAUGAUGGCUAUAUUGAAGUUAUUGGUCUUACAUCGACAACACUGGCAACAUUACAAAUAGGCGGUCAUGGUGAACGAAUCUGUCAAUGUCAACGUAUCCGACUAACAACUGAUAAAGUUAUCCCUAUGCAAAUGGAUGGUGAACCAUGUCGUCUUGUACCGGCUAACAUUGAAGUAUUCUGUUCACAUCAAGCUUUAGUAAUACAAAAGUUAACACGUUCUCCAGGAUCUAAUGCAAUAAUGAAUGAUGAUGAAAAUCAACUUCACUGGAAAACUAGUGGUUAUGAAGCAAGAAUAAAUGUAUCCGUUAUUGCAUUGAAAGAUUAUGAAUCUAUGUCUGAUAAUGUAAUCGCCCUACGUCAAACAGCUCUGUCUUUUGGUGUGAUUACGGCAAAAUAUGAUGCAGAUUUAUCAACUAUACGUGAUAGUAUUAUUCAGCUGAAUAACUCUCAGGUGAAAGGAAAAAAUGAAGAUUCUGAUGGUGUGAACUUAACUCAUCAUUCCAGUACAGCAUUACACUUAUCGGAUUCCUGGGGUUUUAUUGAUUCUACUACAGCGGCGUGUCGAUUUUUUCUCAUUGAUAAAGAACAAGAAAAGGUACACUUUAUCACAGAUGUCUGUAAUAUGGAAGAUUUAUUUCUAAUUGACUCACAGUUGGAAUCUCGUCAGGUAAAUCAUCAUACACUGAAUGACAGCCUAUCACCGCAAUAUUCUUCUCAUCAUCACCAACACAACCACCAAGACCACCACCACCACCAACAACAACAGGGACCACCAACUGACGACUGUGAAUCUGUCAAUAAUCAGUCUACCAUAAAUAAUCAGAUAACAGAAACACAGGACAGUGUACUACUCAAAGCAGAAGAAGGCAACACACCCGUAGCCAGUGAAGUUGAACAAGUAGACACCAGUGAGUUGAACAUUAAAUCAAUCAAAAUUAAGGAAGAGUCAAACAUCCAUUCAAAUAUUGAAGAUGGUAAUGAGAACAAUGUCACUUGUGUUCAUGAAAGUAAACCGCAAAAUGACGCUCCAACAUCUGAUACAAAGUCAGAAAAUUUCAUACAAAUUGAUGAAUCAUUGAAGACUAUACCAUACUACUCAUUACUUACUGAUAAUGAGAAAAACACCUCUAAAUGUCAAAAAGAAUCAGAACAACGAAAAGUAAUCUCAUUCAUAGAGGGGAAAGAAAGCGAAGAAGAAGAACAAAAGGAAGAAGAAGAAGGAGGAGGCCCAAGUGUUGCUGACUGCCGAUAUGCUGAAAAGGCGAGCUCUAGUUUUAACACUGAGAGUUGUUCUAGCAGGUAUAGUAGCAGCAGUAGUAGUAGCACUAGUAGUUAUUGUAGUACCAUCAGUAUUUAUAACAAUGGCAGCUUUAACAACAACAUUAACAAUACUAGUCAAGAUGAUAAAACAAGCAUAUCAACAGUGUCGACAAUGACAACGACAAAAAGGUGUACUACUACUACUACUACUACAGAUGAUGAUAUGAUAAGCAAUACAAUGCAUUCAUUGUCUGUACAUGAUGCUGAAAACAAGAAAAGAGUCAGUCUCAAUAAUCAUCGAACCACCAGUCUUUCUGGUAGUGAGAUAAUCAUCAGAACAAAAAAUGAAACAGAAAAGGGAAGAGCAAAAGAAGAGAGAAGAAUGAAGAAUAGUUUUAGCAGUGUUUCAAGUAAACAGACUACUGAAAUACAAAUUGUGUCAACAGAUGAAGAGGAAACUAGACAAGAUAACGGUGAAAAGCAUAAACCUAAGAAAUACUGUCGAAUAAUAAGACGAACAGAAAGUACUCCAAGUGAUUCAGAACAACUACAACGACAUUUAAAUAAAGCUCUUCUUAAUGCCUCGCGUAAAGGUACAACUGAACAUCAUAUUCGAUCCUUAUUGAAAGCUGGAGCUAGUAUACAAGCAAUAGAUAAAUAUGGAAGAUCAUGUUUACAUUUAGCAGCUAAAUUUGGUCGAGAUAAAGUUGUUGAAUACCUUUUAAAGUAUUUUCCAACGGAAUUAUUGGAUCUACAAGAAUAUGAAAAGUAAGUAUACCUCAUUAUAUUUUCCUUCGUUGAACUGUCUGAGUAUAUAUUGCAAUAUGUAAUCCGUUUGAUACACUAUGAAUGAUAGCUGGACUAUGCGCUACAUUAACAGGGUUCCAUAUAAAGUAUCAAGGCGAUUUCAGCACGACUCGGAUAACCAAAACUUGUAAACACCUAGAAGUCUACUUAUCCACUUGACGAGGGAGUGUUGACGAACGAACGGAAUCACAUCAAGUGCUUGCAAACUCUGUUACCUAAAACAAAGAUUUUGCCGGAAAUUUUGGAAAGCGAGAACUGAUUCAACUCUUUGAUGUCGACCACCAAUGGAUUUACUAUCCAGAUCACUUUCAAAAGGGUGAAAAAACUGUCUAGUGUUUAAAUUUCCCUGACGAGGCUAGCAAACAGUAUUGAUUGGUGCGUAGUGGUUAAUAAUUCACAUCAUUUAGAAAAAGUUAAAGAUAAGAUCACCGAUAAUUAAUAGUGUAAAAUGGUAUGACUGAGAAUUUGUCAUCACUAGUGCUGAUGCACUUCUGCUUAAUUUUUAGUCUUAAUUACAAUAUUGUAUAUUGAGUUAUUAUCGUUCCCAUCCUUCGUCACGCUAUUAAAUAUGAAAGCCAUUUUUAAGCUGUUAUACAUUAAAACCACUAUCUGAAAUAAUGCAUCAGUGGUCCAGUGGUAGAACACAUACCAAACGCGCACGUAGUUCAGGGUCCGAUCCCGGGCUAACACACAUCAAAGCCUCGCUUAACCAGCAGUAAGCCGCGUUAAGAGAGAAGGUUUGGUAGGAGACUAGCAACACCCUUGCUACAGCAACUUCAAAGUUCAAGUUUGAGUCUCUAUGUUUCACCCUGAAAUAAUAGAGAUUUGCAACUCAGGCGGAAGAUUUUGAUGUGGUUUUGUUCCUGAUAUGAAGUCUAUUCUGUACUGUGAGUGUUGCUCAGAAAGACAAUGAAAGCUUCACAAAUAAACAAAUCACUCGAGUCACACAACAAACAAAUCAAAAUACCACUAUCUAUAUUGGGACAACUGUGACUUAGAUUUACACCAAUUAGUUCGUCCCCAUGAUUCUACUAUCACAGAUACCACUGAAGUUGAAACUAAGUUGAAUGUCUAAUCUUCCCAUAUCGCUUCAGUUUCUAGAAAGAUACUCCGCUUAACGUUCUAUGUUAGGAAAUUAAGACAAUCUGGUAUCACUUCAUCUCUACAGUCAUAGUUUGUUAAUUCUUGUAUCCUACUUAUUCGUCUUUAUUGUUCCCCCAGCACUUAAUUUGCCUUAGGUUACUAAAGAAAGACUUUGAUUCACUGAGGGCACAAAAAGCUAUCAGUAGGACAAUUCAGGUGUCGUCAAAUCAGCUUGUUACUACUGUUGUUAGUAAUAUCUCGUCGGACCGUAAGUAUCCUCUCUAUACACAACUCAACUAUACGAGACUAUGAUUGAACGACCAGGUAUAAAAUCUCUACGAUACUUUAUUUGGCACAUACUGUAUGUAAUGAGAAAAGUGUAAACCGUGACACUACCAACUUACUAAGAAACACUAAGUCAAUGACCCUUUUAUUAUCCUUCCUUUCAUUAUUUAUUCUACUGUGAUCAAUAUUUUCACUCAAAUUAUAAAACCGAUAGCCAUAUUCCUAUGGAAAAAUAUUAACAAUGCAGAUGCACUGUUCAAUUAUUUCCUCCUGUAUUAUGUAAUGAGAAAACUAGAUGUGAUAUUGUAUUACACGAUGAAAACUCCAUAACGCAUCGAAAGUUCCAUUUGAGAGAAAGCCAUUAUUUGAAUAAGGCAUUUAGAAGACAAAUUUCACGAGAUAUUAUCUUCAGUUCGUAGUUUCUUUACAACCGCUUUACAACUAACAUGGUUAACAAUAAUAAAAUAAAGCUCAUGACAAUUACUCAGUUAUAUAAAAAAGUACAUACUAAUGACCAAAUCAUAUUUAAAUAGGUCAAGCAGUCCAUGGCAGGCGGAGGUUGAAGUCUACUGUUUUUUUUGUACACACAGUUUAGGCUGUAUGUGAUUAAUCCCCCGAAGUGCUUCCAUCACCUUCAGUAACCUUGAAUUAGAGUUAUGUGUUGAAAUAAUUGUGAAACAGUCAUUAAUAUUGAUUUCGUGCUUUGCAAUGGGUGAUGUUGGAUUUCUAUUCAGAUUAAUUGCAUUGAGAUUUUCUAUAUGUUUUAAUAACCAUUUUGGAAGAUGUUCUUUUCGACGACAUUGGAAUUUUCUAUUGGUUCUACGUAUAUAGGUGUCCCCGCAACUGCAAGGUGAAGUUGUAGAUACAGUUUGAAGUAGAGUCAAGAGAAUUUCCUCCUUUAAUCGUAAGUACACCAAUUGAUAAUGUUCGGCGUGUGAGAGAAAAAGAUGCAGUGUAAAAUGUGUGUUUGAUAGCUGACCGAGGUCUUUGAGCUGUCAACUGCAUAAUCUGGUCACCCUUGAAUGGUAGGUUAAUAAAGAUAGCUUUCUUCGGUACAGAAGCUAUUUUUUCUAGAUGUGAUCUAUCCUUACUGUGACAACUGACAAAGUUGUAAAGAAACUGCGAAAUGAUAUCAUCUCGCGAAAUUUAUCUUCUAAAUGCCUUAUUCAAAUUUAUCAAAGCCAUUAUUAUUAUUACACUAUUUCGACAGGCACUUGGACUCGUGUGAAAAAUGGGCUAAGUCCAUUUUAUCUAACUCACACCACCCUCUUCAUUCACAACUCUCCCCUUGUAUCUCAUUAGGCAAAACCAGGAGCCUAUAUAGAAAACUAUAUGCUCGCACCAGCAAGUACAAAAACUCAACCAUACCCUACUUGCCUCGUGUUCUGUGCGAUAAAGAAAGCAUUAGGCGUGAAACUCAUAACUUACUAAAUAGUCAGUAAAACAAGUGGAUCUCGACUUUCCAACUCAUAUCAUUUAUAGGUACGUUUUUCUUUCUUUCCUUUCCUUUUCUCCCUCUCUUUUUGUGUUGUUAUGUGCUGCUUUGUUUCUCUCUUCAUUGCGAACUCUAUUUAAAACAUUCUUCUUCGUUCUUUCACACUGUGUAUAUUUCAACCUUUUUGUUACCGCUUACGUCAGUAAAUGUGCUAGCAUCUACUCUGUUCAAUUUUGGCUUUGCUACCGACAUGCUAAUAUAUUGUUAUCAAAACUAACUGAGAUUACCCUUAACCUAUGUAGAAUUUUAUUUAUUGUUAAUAUACAAACUGGAUGCGCAAUACUGUAGUGAAAUGCUGAAAAUUCCAUUCUGUAUCACAAGUACUGUUUUGGAAUAAAGCAAAUUAUUAUUCAUAUGAAAUGUGAUCAAGAUUUGACCGGAUAGUUGCCAACAACAUCCUAGCGUAUGGAGAAUAGCAUUCAUCCGCAUACUAGGAAAGGAAAUCAAGAGACAUUUCAGGAGUAUAUACUUGAGUACUAAUCAGUUAUUUAAGUGUAUAUAAAUAUAUAUAUAUAACAAGCACUUUUUUUCUGGUAUGUCAAUUUAUUGAAUAACACGCUGCAAUGAUGACAUGAUUUUGCGUAUAUUUUCAGAAACCAAACAGCACUACACAAAGCUGCAGCAACUCGUCGAAGAAGUAUAUGUGAAAAUCUUAUCAGCGCUGGAGCUUGUCCAACUAUAGCUGAUAUUCACGGGAAACAACCGAGUAGUUUAGCACUUGAAGCCAAUGACCCACAAUUAGCUACAUAUCUAAGAAGAGAAGAAAUACUCUUUCUUAUCGCGAAUAGUAGUCAAAAGAUUGAAGUAUGAAAAAUGGAUGGUUACACCCCAAUUUAGUGUGGUAUAUACUACUUAAUCAUAAAAAUGCCUGAAACAAUUCCUGUGAUACUUAUUUAGACUGAAGAAAAAAUCACAUUUUGUCACUGAAGUUUUGUUUUUGUACUACACAAAUUUACUUACUUAAUAUAAUAUAUAUACAUACUGAUAGAUAUAUUGAUUUGUUAACUUUUCAUAGCUGCGUCACGCACACAAACACACACACACACAAGAUAGACCAC
Trichobilharzia regenti is the source of this 8329-nucleotide messenger RNA. The record is from the annotation of a GenBank genome assembly. Lineage: Eukaryota; Metazoa; Platyhelminthes; Trematoda; Strigeidida; Schistosomatidae.